AUGCAAACGAAGAAACUGAUCUUGGACAGUGACAGAGAAACGACAUAUUGGACAGGUUUUAGAUUUCUCCAACCAAGUUCUGGAAUUUUUAUUGAUAAGGAACUUACUUUAAGCAUGAACAAUGAAAAAUAUGGCCACAAUUUAAAGCGACUGCAUGCUUUCCGGAAGACUCAGACGAUAAAAAAGUUUCGGUACAAAUGAUGCAACCAAACAUGUCGAAAUUAAAAUCACAAUAUUAUUACACGUUUGAAGAAUAAAAAUUUAACACUCUUUUGUUCUUCUCUUCACAUUAAAAUGCUCCUUUCAUAGAUCGACUUUUUUUCGCGGGAGUUUUUAAUCUUUAAUCAUGGGGAUUUGCAAAGAUUAGUCGGUUAGAAAUAAAAAUAUUAAAACU
Molecule: messenger RNA, 394 nt
Organism: Clunio marinus
Lineage: Eukaryota; Metazoa; Arthropoda; Insecta; Diptera; Chironomidae
Source: the annotation of a GenBank genome assembly